This is a messenger RNA of Pecten maximus, 1595 nucleotides long. RefSeq names its product hyaluronidase-4-like. Gene Ontology annotation, biological process: carbohydrate metabolic process; hyaluronan catabolic process. NCBI's taxonomy places the organism in Eukaryota, Metazoa, Mollusca, Bivalvia, Pectinida, Pectinidae. Gene Ontology annotation, molecular function: hyalurononglucosaminidase activity. The record is from RefSeq and is a predicted model, not a curated record. Bases 789 to 1553 code for a protein of 254 amino acids. The transcript has 4 exons.
UGUACUGUGGGCUGGAGGCCUUUGAUACUGAAAUAAAUGAAACUUGAAACUUGAAUAAUGCUUCAGAUCAAAUUUCACCAAAAUCUAUUCAGUUCUUUAGGAAUAGUAGAGAUUUAAAGGAUCAAUUUACAUCCAUUACCCUUCCGCUACGGCCAAAGAGCCACACCCUCCUUUUAAUACAUUGGAUUUCGUUUACCCAAUAAUUCUCCUGACCUGAUAUUUCAUCAAAAUCCAUUCAGUCAUUCAGGACUAGAAGCAAUUUAAAUUAUUCACUUUGAGUUUCUCUAUUGGGUCUGUCCCGCCCCUCUGGCCCCAGGGGAGCUACGUCCUUCAUUUAUACAACAUUGAAUCUCCUUUACCCAAUCAUGCCCAUAACCAAAUUUCAUUGAAUUAUAUCAAAUUUCCUAAAAAUUUGUUCAGUCAUUUAGGACUAGUAAAGACUAACGGAUUUAACUCUACCAGGUAUUUCGCCUAUUAGGCCUCGCUCUUCCAGCCCCAAGGGAGCCACUCCCUCCAUUUAUUCAACAAUGGAUUUACUUUGCAAAAUAAUGCUCCAGAAAAAUUUUCAUCAAAAUACUUUUAGUCACUCAGUAAAAGCAGCGAUUCAAAGGAUUUACCUCUAUUGGACUGUGCCCCUCCUGACUCAGAGGAUCGAGUCACACCCUCCAUUCAAACAACAUUUUAUCACCUUUGCCUAAUAAUGCUCCAGUUCAAAUUUUAUCAGACUAAUCCAUUCAGACAUUCAGGACUAGUAUCAAUUCAAAGGAAAUGUCGAUAGACAAAGAAAGAUGGAAGCUACACCAUGGCAUAUAAGCUCAUCAGCCAAUGGGGCCAGGUUACUUAUGAACAAGACAUUAUGGAAAGCAACAGAAAUGAGGAGAAGUGGUAAAUGGGGUUUUUAUGGGUUCCCACGGUGUUACAACUACCGCCAAGGACAAGCUUACUGUGCCAACGACACCAUACAGUAUAAUAAUGAAUUAUCAUGGCUUUUCAAUGCUAGUUUGGCACUCUUCCCUUCGAUCUACUUGGAUAAAGAUUUGUUCCCAAGUGUGGUAGAAAGGGCCCUUCGGGUUCAGGGGAUCCUCAGGGAGUCACUGAGGGUGAGGAACAUGCUGAAGGAGUCACACCAGUGUAUAGAGUGCCAACAGACCAGGACCAAGCCGAUUUACGCCUACACUAGAUACCGGUACAGACAGGAACAGUUUUACAUCACUUCUGACCUUGAGAAUACUAUCGGCCAGUCCUUUGAUGCAGGUUUGGAUGGCGUCGUAGUGUGGGAUAGCUCAGCUAACUUUGAAAACACGUCCGAUUGUGUAUCAAUGAGAGACUACCUGGCACAGACACUUGGGCCCUAUAUUAAAACCAUCACCAGCUUUGCCAGUCAGUGUCAUACCCAGUGGUGCAGUCAACAUGGCCGCUGUGUUCGGACAGCGUGGCCUCCUACACAACACAGAAACUACAAGGAAGACCAACAAAACAGACGAGAAUUUUCUAUGUACCGGUGUGUCUGUUCCAAACCAUGGUCUGGACAGCACUGUGAACAUCACAUGUGAAAUGAAUGUUGUAACUUACCAAAUAAAACUUAAACAGAAUAA